This is a messenger RNA of Daldinia caldariorum, 1814 nucleotides long. Its product is annotated as NAD(P)-binding protein. The coding region runs from base 662 to 1462 and encodes 266 amino acids. NCBI's taxonomy places the organism in Eukaryota, Fungi, Ascomycota, Sordariomycetes, Xylariales, Hypoxylaceae. Gene Ontology annotation, molecular function: oxidoreductase activity. The record is from RefSeq and is a predicted model, not a curated record. The transcript has 2 exons.
AAGAAUCUUAAAGUUACACGGAUCUAAGAUCGACAAAUCCCACAUGCAUGGCCUAUCCGCGCAGGAUAAAUCUUCACUGCCGAACUGGGACGGGUCCGGGUUGGCAGGGGAUAUAUCUUGGCAAAGCGACCUAGGAGAACUAUACUACCCUAGAUGUAUGCUACGUAGCCAAUGAACGGUCGAAUACAAGCUGCCGAUAUAGAAUGCUAUUGGGGUAACCUAUAUAGUUGAUAGUAUUCCCAAGCUUGGUUGUGGAGGUUUGCACUAGGCAGAUCCAUGACACCAUGUGGGAAUAAAAAGCCUUUGGCGUGUGUCCCCAUCUGUAUCUCCCGAACAGGCGCUUUCGUUUAGGAAGAGUGUAUAAGGGUAAAUUUCGCGUCUAUUCUAUUUUAGCUCGUAAUGGCAAAUGUGCGAUUAGCAGAUAAAGAGGUACCUAAGGUGGAAGGGGGAGAAUAGCUUUGCUCGGUCUCGGAGAUAUACCAUGUAGCUAUUUCUAGCAAUAUCCGGAGAACUUCACCGUCAUCGAUAUUCGAUUUGUAAGAGAUCAGACCUUUUGUUACCGGAACAUACCUACCUAAUAUAUACCUCCUUUUUUGCUGGACUCUGUAUUUAAGGUACCUACCUAGGUUGUUUAGGACAUUAUAUAUAGUAAGACGCGAAAAUGUCCUUCCCGUAUAAAACCGUCCUCUUAGUCGGUGCCACGGCCGGCAUUGGCCUGGCGAUGGCGGAGCGCAUGAUCGAGAACGGCAUUUUCGUCAUCGGUGUCGGUCGUCGGAAGGAAAGGCUCGACGCGUUCGUAGCCAAGCACGAGCCCGAAAAAGCCGCAGGGUCGCAAUUCGAUAUUACCGAAUUUGACAAGAUCGAGGCAUGGGCUAAAGACAUCACUACCAAAUACCCCGACAUCGACGCCGUGUUCCUCAACUCGGGCAUCCAGCGCACGCUGGACUUCACCAAGCCCAAGGAGAUCGACCUGCCCCGCACGAUGCAGGAGCUCGGCACGAACUACACGUCGUACCUGUACCUGAUGACGCAUCUGCUCCCGCACCUGCAAGCGCGCGCGCCCCAGCCCGCGGCCCUGAUCGCCGUGACCUCGGGGCUCGCGCAGGUGCCGCUUCCGCGGUGCGGGAACUACUGCGCGACGAAGGCGGCGCUGCACUCGCUGCUGUGGUCGAUCCGCGCGCAGCUCUCGCACGACGAGGCCAGCAAGCACAUCCGGGUGGUGGAGAUCCUGCCGCCGGCCGUCAAGACGGAGCUGCACUCGCAGCAGGCGGAGCUCGUGGCCAUCGGGGAGGGGGACAUCGGGAUCCCGCUCGAGCAGUUCACCGACGAGGCCUGGGAGGGGUUGGUCAGGGGCGACGAGGAGAUCCCCGUCGGCCAGAUCAAAGAGCGGUUCGAGGCGAUCGAGGGUCCGAAGAGGGGGCCGUUUAAGAAGAUUGUGGAGAUAUUCAUGGAGAAGAAGUGACUAUUAAGGGGGAGGUUGUGAGGACCGUAGCUGGGUGUUUAUAGCGAGCGACUGCUCUUUUCGUUUCUUGUUCGAAUCGGGUAUCACGUAAGGGAUACAAGAUUCCAGCUAGAUAUUAAGAUGCAACCUAGACGUAGCUGUCCAACAAUGGAGACAAUAGAUUCUGUUAAGUCGGCAGUCAAUAUUUGGUGUAAGAUAAAAAACUUUAGGGUUUGACUCUAACCAUACUAAACCAUAUCUAUAUUAUUAUGGCUCCAAAAAAAAAAAAAAAUCACACGCUUUGGGUUAUUAUAAUAUCGGAGCCGUGUAUCUCGGGGUUUACAUACAACAUUUCUAAAUUGGUAGAUGGCGC